This is a messenger RNA of Fragaria vesca subsp. vesca, 1479 nucleotides long. RefSeq lists its product as uncharacterized. Gene Ontology annotation, molecular function: protein binding. The coding region runs from base 187 to 1479 and encodes 430 amino acids. The transcript has 5 exons. The record is from RefSeq and is a predicted model, not a curated record. NCBI's taxonomy places the organism in Eukaryota, Viridiplantae, Streptophyta, Magnoliopsida, Rosales, Rosaceae.
ACUUUAACACGAACCCACAGAGAUCUGUCCUCCAAAUUCUUCAAAAACCCCAAUCCCAAAAAACCCAGACACAACUAACCCUCUCUCUUUUGGCUCUCUGCUUCAGGGUUUUCAGAGUACUACAAAAUCUCUGGAAACACUUUUUCACAACCCACUCAAGGUUUUGAUUUGUUUGUUUUUCUCCAAAUGGGUACUCCUGGAAAAUGGCUCAAGUCUCUCAUCAAUCCCAAAAAGCCCACAUUAACUGACCAAGAGAAGAGCAAGAAGAAAUGGAAGCUAUGGAGGAGUUCAUCGGAUGGGUUUGGAACAUCGAGCAACGGUGGUGUGAAGAAGGAGUAUGUGGCGUGUUCAGAGGCGUUGGAUUCUGCAAAUGUGAUUGAUCAUGAGUUGGCUGCUGCUAUGGCUACUCUGCUUCGAGCUCAGCCUAAAGAUUUCAAGGUAGUUAGGCGAGAGUGGGCUGCUCUUCGGAUCCAAACCGUGUUCCGGGGAUUCUUGGCUAGGCAGGCUUUGAGAGCCUUGAAAGCCUUAGUAAGGCUUCAAGCUAUAUUUCGUGGGAGGCGAGUCAGGAAGCAAGCUGCUGUUACAUUGAGGUGCAUGCAGGCCCUUGUUCGAGUUCAGGCUCGAGUUCGAGCACAGAGAUCCUCAGAAGCUGAUGAACGUCAGUCCCAAGCUGAUGACCCUGUUAAGCAGGCUGAGCAAGGAUGGUGUGAUAGUCCAGGAACAGUGAGUGAAAUUAGAGCAAAGCUACAAAUGAGGCAAAAAGCAAACCUAAAGAGGGAUCGAGCAAUUGCAUACUCCCUCUCUCAACAGAAACCAAGAUCAUGUUCCAGUCCAUAUAGCAGGACUAACAAGACGGCAAAGGUUGCUAAGAGUCCAAGACUAGGAGAUAACAAUUCGGAAUUGAACUGGUUAGAAAAUUGGAUGGCGACCAAGCCAUGGGAAAAUAGGCUGAUGGAAGAGGUCCAAAUUGUGCCAUCAGAGACGAAUCCUUAUAAUUCCAGGAUAAGUGGAGAUGAUAUUGAUGGCUUUUAUCCAUUUUCUUCAGCACAGAAUUCUGUGAAAGUGCAAAGGAAGACUGUCACAACCAGAAUUUCUCCUAGGCCCUCUCAAUCAAUGAGUCCGAAAACUCGUUCAUCUUCUACCCCAAGUACUGAUUAUCUUAAGGACGGGAGCUCAUCAUCGACUUCAUUUACUUCUGCAUCUCCUACUGCAGUGUCUAGCAAUCCUUCCAAGGUAGAAGAAAGUAAUAUGUGCAAACCAAGCUACAUGAAUCUCACAGAAUCAAUUAAGGCGAAGAAGAGAAGUUCCAAUGGUCAAAAUAUGCAGAGGUACUUCAUGGAGGAGUAUCGGUUCCAUAGCAAAGCACUUUCUAAUGGGGAUACAAGGAGCAUCAAUGGCAGUUCUGAUUUUUCGGCUAAUUUAUGCAAUGAUCUAUACCCUCCGGUAUCACAGGGAAGAGCUGAAAGAGCAAGAUAUUGA